This is a messenger RNA of Podarcis muralis (Common wall lizard), 2303 nucleotides long. Lineage: Eukaryota; Metazoa; Chordata; Lepidosauria; Squamata; Lacertidae. The record is from RefSeq and is a predicted model, not a curated record.
GCGGCUAAGCAUGACUGAGCCAGCCUCGAGCAGCAGAGACCAUAUUAUCAUUUUCACCACUGUUAGCCGUGAUGACUGUUAUUAACUAUUUCAACCCAUAUGACGACUGAUCCGAGCUCCUUCCCCAAAGAGCCAGCUAGGAUGGAGAACAAAGACCUGGAAGCCGAGAUCCACCCGCUGAAGAACGAGGAGGGCAAAGGUCCCGAAGGCCUGGCCAACUGCACCCAGAAGGAAGCAGCCCCCAAGAAGCUCAAGCGGCUCUCGCGAUGGCGCACGGCAGCCUUCUUCCUCUCCCUCUUCCUGUGCCUCACGGUGGUGUUUGCCUUCUCCUUUAUCAUCCCGUGUCCAGUGAGGCCCAUUUCCCAAAGGAUGUGGAGCAGAACUUACGAGGACACAGCAACCUACGCGUUCCUGGCCAUGCAGGACGUCAACAAGGACCGGGUCCAGGACGUCCUCUUUGCCUUCAAGGCUGCCAGUGCCAGCAGCAACAGCACAAACAGCUCUUGCGCCAGCCAAGGCUUGGCCUCCCCCUGUGCCUUCCUGGCCGCUCAUUCAGGCACCAACGGCAGCACGCUCUGGCAGAGGCCUGUCGCCCAAGAGCUCCUGCUGAUGGACUGCUCCAGGGAGCAGGAUCACACUCCAGCCUGCCUCAUUGUAGGGGAGCCGGACAUCCUGGCAGCCAUCGACCUGGAGACAGGCCAGACUCUCUGGAAUGAGGCUGCCAACCUCAGGCCUAAUUCGACAGUGCUGAGUCCAUUGCUGAAGAUCCCAGAUGUCGACGGAGACAGCACCUCUGACCUUUUGGUCUUCGCUGAGACAGGAGAGGAGAUUCAAGCCCACUUCUAUUCAGGAAAACAUGGCACCCAGAUUGGAUCCAUUGGGACCUUACAUCUUCCGGGAAGAGUCGGCCACCUCAUGCAAGUCACUCCGAAGGACUCCCACUACGUGCUGCUGUACACAGCAAAGGCCCUUUACGCCUACUCUCUGAAAGCGCUGUGCCAGAUUGCGUUCAGCUCUACUGCCCACAGCAGCUCUGGUCUGACGGAAGAUCCACUCUGGGAGAUGGCGAUCGACAGCGCCACGCGCCAAAUCACCUUGCUCAGCACGGGAGAAAUCCGCUACCUGACAAAGAUGCCUGUGUCUUCGAGCGCCGAUUUUCUGGUUUCAAGAUCGAACAUGAUUGAGCUGGUGGACGGGCAGCGCUUGGGCUCGAUGUGGGUUACAGAGACACCGCACAUCCUAAGCGAACCUGUGCUUGGAGCCUACAGGCCGGACGAGGUCGACGUUAUCGUUAUGACCAGAGACUCUUCCAGGAAGAAGGUCAUGGUCAUGGAAGGCACCUCCGGAGACAUCGAGUGGGAGGCCGGCCUGAAGCUGCUCUCGGGCACCGACAGCCCCCGGCCAGCCACCCUGUCCACCUUGGACCGCAGAUCGGUCUUCCUCUUCUGGGGCCAGUACCAGAGGGACGCAAACGGAACAGGGUCCUGGGACAGCGCCCAGCAGCAACUGUACAUGUUCCACCCCGCCUUGCCCAAUGUCCUCCUGGAGACGAGCAACGUCACGGAGCACAUCGUGGCCUUUGAGGGGGUGCUCUUUGAGCGGAGCCGCCACGCCUGCUACGUGCUCCUGACGGGGCCCCAGGUAGGGCAGGCCCCCGGGCAAGUGAUGCUGUCGAAGUGGAAGCUGAAGGAGGCCAUCGCCGGCAGCCGCGUGAUCUGGCUCAACCAGGUGGCGCACAACAGCGAGCAGAGCGUCCGGGAGCGCUUCCUCAGGACGAGGUACCGCAGCCCCCAGUGAGCGCCGGCAAGGCUGGGGUGCGGGGAGAGGACGACCCCGGAGGACCCGAGGCCGGCAGAGGCUUCCCGCAGUGCCAGAAGGCAGAGAAGAGCCACCGCGAGGCUGACGAUGGGCAGGGCUGGCAUGGCAGGAGGGGGCAGAGGCGGCCUUCCCAGCGCUGCUCCUCGCCCGCACCCAGGGCCCUUGCCCUUGGGGAUUCCUGCUGCAAAGGCUACCUCUCUCUGUCUUUGUGGAGGCCUGGAUUGGGGGGCAAGCAAGCAUGUGGCCCCUUGACUGGCACUGGAAGGCUCCCCCACCAAUGGACUCUCCUGGGGGGGAGGAGAGGGCUCAGCACCCCACACUUCACUGGGGUUGAUGUCUACAGCCCCCACUCCCUUGGCUGCCCAGCUCCUCCUUCCUCCCUCUCGCUGCUGCCUCCACCGGCUGGGAGCCAGCAGGGAACCAGGGAGUCGUUUGGGGGUGGGGGCCUUGAGAGCUCAGUGGGACCCUAGCCUGCAGCGCUCAGG